This is a messenger RNA of Teleopsis dalmanni, 1797 nucleotides long. RefSeq names its product pickpocket protein 28-like. Bases 1 to 1797 code for a protein of 598 amino acids. Gene Ontology annotation, cellular component: membrane. The record is from RefSeq and is a predicted model, not a curated record. NCBI's taxonomy places the organism in Eukaryota, Metazoa, Arthropoda, Insecta, Diptera, Diopsidae. The transcript has 6 exons. Gene Ontology annotation, molecular function: ligand-gated sodium channel activity. Gene Ontology annotation, biological process: sodium ion transmembrane transport.
AUGUUUAUGAAAAAGAGAAGUGUUUCCAAUGGCUUGAAACAGAAAAAUAAAUUCAGUCUAAGAAAGACAUUUAAACGAAAUACUGAUGAGUUUUGCAAAAAUACAACAUUACAUGGACUAAAAUACAUAACAAGUGACGAACUCUAUCCAUCAGAGAGAUGUUUCUUUGGUAUCUCAUUUAUUUUGGUAUUGAUUUUGUCAAGUAUUUUCAUAUUUAAAGUCUAUGAUAAAUGGCAAACGUCACCGGUUAUAUUUGGCAUAAAUCCUGAACCUACUUUUAUAACAAAUGAACCUUUCCCAGCGGUAACGAUUUGUAAUUUAAAUCAAGCACUGAGAUCGAAAGCAUCUAGAUUUUCCAAUUCAUCUCGUGAAAAUAGAAUGCUAAAGAUGCUCUGCAAAAACAAUGUGAAUGCAACAAACAAUAAUAGUGAGAAAACCUGGAAUGAUUUACCAGAAUUCAUAGUUAAUGUUUCUCAACCUUGUCAUAAGAUGGUGGUUGGCUGCCGUUUUGCAGGUAGCGAAUUGAACUGCAGUCAAGUUUUUCAUCCAAUUGUCACAGAUGAAGGACUUUGUUGUGUAUUUAAUAUGCUGCACCCGAAAUUCAUGUAUAUCGGAGAAAAUCCUUUUGUAGUGAAAAGAUUUUCUACUGACACGAAUGUUCCAGUUGAUUGGUAUGCAGAACGUGGAUAUCCCAAAGAUUUAUCUAAGGAUUUGAACUUCUUUCCGCGUACUACACCUGGAGUCGGAGAAUCUUUAGGUUUAUCAAUUACACUAGACGUGCAGUAUGAUGAAUAUUAUUGCUCUUCUGGUAAUAGCGUUGGUUUCAAAAUAGCCAUACAUAGUCCGAAUGAAUCACCAAAUGUACUUGAAACAGGUGUACUGGUAGCACCGGGACGUGAAACUAAACUUAGAAUACGUCCAGAAAAAAUUGAGACAGAUCAACAUUUACGUACAGUAAAAAAGAAAUAUCGACACUGUCUAUUUCACAAUGAAGGACGCUUGAAAUACUUUGCUCACUACACACAACGUAAUUGUGAGAUGGAAUGUAUCGCAGAAAUGGUACUCCAGCAUUGCGGUUGUAUUAGUUUUUAUAUGCCAAAAGUUUAUGAAAAUGUUACUAUUUGUUCAAUUUACAAAAAUUCAUGUGUAGAAAAAGUACGUCUACGCAAAGAUCCUACAAUCGAGUCCUGCAUUGAUAAAUGUUAUCCAAGCUGCUAUGAUUUGACAUUUUAUGUUGACGUUUUCACUGCAAUAAUCUCACAUUAUGGUUUUGAAAUUGUAAAUCAAAAAGUAGAGGAUUUUGAUCAUAUAUAUGUGGAAAAGAAUAUCGGUGUAGUCAAUAUGUAUUUUAAAGAGAACUCCUUUCGAAGUCAUUUACAAACAGAAUUUAUUGGUAUAUCGGAUUUCUUAUCUAAUGUUGGUGGCCUCAUGGGUCUAUUUCUUGGUUUUAGUUUCAUAUCCAUUGCUGAAUUUUUUUAUUUCGCUAUAAUGCGUCCAUGUCGUUCGCUUCUAAAACGAAAAAAUUCCAAAGGAAUUGCAGUGAAUUCAAUACCCGUUAGUGGUACAAUCAAGAAAAUAUCGAAAUCUCAACGAAAUCAUUUAUCUGAUAUGCGAAAAUAUUCCAAACAGCAUUUUGUUGAUUGUGAAAAAAUUGGUAAACGUAAGAUUUUUGAUAAAUUUAUGGCAUCUCAACGGUGCGAUGAGGAUAACAUUUUUGAAUAUAAAGACGAUAAUCUCUUAAGUAUUUCAAAGUCGUUGGAGUCCAAGGAACACAAACAAGAAGAUUUUAUUUCAUAA